AUGAUCGUGCGCCUAUUCAUUUUUCGAGGGCUCCUUCCACUACAGCUGCGACGGAUCCUUCCACUACAGCUGCGACUGAUCCUUCCACUACAGUUGCGACUGAUCCUUCCACUACAGCUGCGACGGAUCCUUCUACUACAGCUGCGACGGAUCCUUCCACUACAGCUGCGACUGAUCCUUCCACUACAGUUGCGACAGAUCCUUCCACUACAGCUGCGACGGAUCCUUCCACUACAGUUGCGACGGAUCCUUCCACUACAGUUGCGACUGAUCCUUCCACUACCGUUGCGACUGAUCCUUCCACUACAGUUGCGACUGAUCCUUCCACUACAGCUGCGACUGAUCCUUCCACUACAGUUGCGACGGAUCCUUCCACUACAGUUGCGACUGAUCCUUCCACUACAGUUGCGACUGAUCCUUCCACUACAGUUGCGACUGAUCCCUCCACUACAGCUGCGACUGAUCCUUCCACUACAGUUGCGACGGAUCCUUCCACUACAGUUGCGACUGAUCCUUCCACUACAGUUGCGACUGAUCCUUCCACUACAGUUGCGACUGAUCCUUCCACUACAGUUGCGACUGAUCCUUCCACUACAGUUGCGACUGAUCCUUCCACUACAGUUGCGACUGAUCCUUCCACUACAGUUGCGACAGAUCCUUCCACUACAGUUGCGACUGAUCCUUCCACUACAGCUGCAACCACUACCUCUAAAUCAUCGUCUGGUUAUGAAUCCGACUAUAAUAUUAGAGUUGCCGUACCUAUAUACGAUCAUCUCAGAUAUCAUUCCCGUCAUGAAAAGGGCCUAAUCCGUCCAUAUAUAACUAGACCAUCUGCUUAUUAUUCGCGGGAAACAUAUGAACACAGCUACUCAGACGAAGCCCCUCCCUAUAAUAAGAAUG
Molecule: messenger RNA, 900 nt
Organism: Priapulus caudatus
Lineage: Eukaryota; Metazoa; Priapulida; Priapulimorpha; Priapulimorphida; Priapulidae
Product: beta-casein-like
Exons: 3
Coding region: 1-807 (268 amino acids)
Source: RefSeq, a predicted model, not a curated record